Malania oleifera is the source of this 1792-nucleotide messenger RNA. RefSeq names its product magnesium transporter MRS2-1. Gene Ontology annotation, biological process: magnesium ion transport; transmembrane transport. NCBI's taxonomy places the organism in Eukaryota, Viridiplantae, Streptophyta, Magnoliopsida, Santalales, Ximeniaceae. The transcript is spliced from 7 exons. Gene Ontology annotation, molecular function: magnesium ion transmembrane transporter activity. The record is from RefSeq and is a predicted model, not a curated record. The coding region runs from base 223 to 1557 and encodes 444 amino acids. Gene Ontology annotation, cellular component: membrane.
AUUCAAUUCAAUCCACAGAAAUGUUCUGUGUCAUGUAGCUUCGACAGACUUUCAGAUACAGAACCGUACGAAUCGCACGCACUCUCUCUCUCGCAUCCGAGCAUCAUCCCCUGCCGCAGUUCUUAUCCCAGUAUCCGAUGGCGCACCAUUACCCGUAGUCCAAUCUACAGUCUGAGAUAGGAACCCUAGUUUCGCCAUUGGAGCAUUCAAAGUUACUCAUUAAUGGCAGACCUCAAAGAGCGCCUGCUUCCACCAAAACCUGCCUCAGCUAUAAGCCUUAGAGAUGCAUCUUACCGGCCGUCUGCCUCUGGACGUCAACCUUUUCAAGCUGUGGAUUUUUUAGGGCUGAAGAAACGUGGCCAGGGCCUUCGAUCAUGGAUUCGAGUGGAUGCAUCUGGGAACUCCCAGGUCAUAGAGGUUGACAAGUUCACUAUGAUGCGCCGCUGUGAUCUUCCUGCCCGAGAUCUGCGCCUUCUUGAUCCACUUUUUGUGUACCCUUCAACAAUUCUUGGUAGAGAGAAGGCUAUUGUUGUAAAUCUAGAGCAGAUUCGAUGUAUUAUCACAGCAGAUGAAGUUUUGCUCCUGAAUUCUCUUGAUAACUAUGUGUUGCAGUAUGUGGUGGAGCUACAGCGGCGACUGAAAGCACCUGGGGUGGGCGAAGUUUGGCAGUCAGAAGGUGCUGACUUGAGCCGAAGGAGAGGAAGUAGGAAUUUUGACAAUGUGUUUGGAAGCACAUCACCUGAUUAUUUGCCCUUCGAAUUUAGGGCCCUUGAAGUUGCUCUGGAGACUGCUUGUACAUUUCUUGAUUCUCAGGCUGCAGAAUUAGAAAUUGAAGCAUAUCCCCUGUUAGAUGAACUUACAUCAAAGAUCAGUACGUUAAACUUGGAACGUGCACGUCGACUGAAAAGCAGACUUGUUGCAUUGACGCGGAGAGUUCAGAAGGUUAGGGAUGAGAUAGAGCAGCUCAUGGAUGAUGAUGGAGACAUGGCUGAAAUGUACCUUACUGAGAAGAAGAGGCGGAUGGAAUCUUCAUUCUAUGGUGAUCAAUCUUUGGUGGGAUACAGAUCAAAUGAAGGUGCAUUCUCUGUUUCUGCUCCAGUUUCUCCUGUUGCUUCACCCCCUGAUAGCCGGAAACUUGAGAAAAGCUUCAGCAUCACAAGGAGCCGGCAUGAGAGCAUGAGGAGUUCUGAAAGUGCUACAGAGAGUAUUGAAGAACUUGAGAUGUUGUUGGAAGCAUAUUUUGUCGUCAUUGAUAGCACCCUUAACAAGCUGACAUCGCUCAAGGAGUACAUCGAUGACACAGAGGAUUUCAUUAACAUUCAGCUGGAUAAUGUCCGAAACCAGCUGAUUCAAUUUGAGCUGCUGUUGACAACAGCAACAUUUGUGGUUGCAAUCUUUGGGGUGGUGGCAGGGAUCUUCGGCAUGAAUUUUGAAAUAUCAUUGUUUGAUGACCCUGAUGCAUUUAAGUGGGUCCUUAUAAUCACUGGGGUUUGUGGGAUCACCAUAUUUUGUUCUUUCGUUUGGUUUUUUAGGUAUAGGAGACUCAUGCCCUUGUAGAUGCACAAGUAAAAAUUGUAUUCACGAGGGAGGGGUUAAAAAAUUAUAUAUAUGAUGUUUGUAUUAUCAUUUACGUUUUGUACCUUUUGGCGACAACCAAAAGAAAGGGGAGAAAAGGAAUCAGAAGAGAGAUGGGAUUGAAAGAGAGAAAAAAAAAAAAAAAAGAGGAAAACGAAAAGGUUUGUUCUCUUUUAGGUCAAUUCUUCCUCAUGAAUGCAUAAUUUACUUAAUUUUU